Cebus imitator (Panamanian white-faced capuchin) is the source of this 1452-nucleotide messenger RNA. Its product is annotated as armadillo repeat-containing protein 6-like. Gene Ontology annotation, biological process: hematopoietic progenitor cell differentiation. Gene Ontology annotation, molecular function: protein binding. The record is from RefSeq and is a predicted model, not a curated record. Lineage: Eukaryota; Metazoa; Chordata; Mammalia; Primates; Cebidae.
AGCUCUGGAGCACCUAUCGGCUGCAUGCCAACAUCAGCGCGGAAGAUGGUGUCUAAGCGCAUUGCCCAGGAGACCUUUGACACAACUGUGCGUGAGAACAUCAAGGAGUUUGUGAUGGGGCCAGAGAAGGCGGUCAAAGAGGCCGUGGAGCAGUUUGAAUCGCAAGGGCUUGAUCUGAGCAACACCGUAAAGAUGGUGCCUGAAGUCUCUGCAGACGGCCCCCAGCAGCCCACAUGUGACGUCCUGCAGACGCUGAGUGACCUACAGGAGUCUGUGGCCAGCUCUUGCCCCCAGGAAGUGUCAGCACACCUCACCCACUUCUGCGACCAGCGCAAGCAGGACAAGGCCUGCUGCUUCCUCGAAGCCCAGAAAGGGACCUACCCCAUCAUCUUUGCUGUCUGGAAGCUGGCCACUACAAGUGACCGGAGCCUUCUGCUCCAGUCCCUCAAUGCCCUGUCAGUGCUGACUGAUGGCCAACCAGACCUCCUGGACACCCAGGGCCUGCAGCUGCUGGUGGCCACACUGGCCCAGAAUGCCAACGAGGCCGACCUGACCUGUUCUGGGAUCCGCUGUGUACGUCAUGCUUGCCUGAAACAUGAACAGAAUCGGCAAGACCUGGUGAAAGCCGGCUUGCUGCCGCUGCUGACUGGCGCCAUUGUCCAUUAUGGCCACCACACCAACGUGGUCAGAGAGGCCUGCUGGGCCCUGCGUGUCAUGACCUUCUAUGACGACAUGCGUAUGUCCAUUAGCCACGUCCACAACCACGCCAAGAUGAUUGUGCAGGAGAACAGAGGAUUGAAGGUGCUGAUCAAAGCCACCAAAGCAUUCCUGGAUGACCCCAGCAUCCUGAGCGAGCUCUGUGGAACCCUGUCCCGCCUGGCUGUCCGCAACGAGUUCUGCCAGGAGGUCGUCGACCUCGGGGGCCUGAGCAUCCUGGUGUCCCUGCUGGCUGACUGCAGUGACCACCAGAAGCUCGUGAAGCAGUUGCUGAGCGCCCUGCGAGCCAUCGCAGGCAACGAUGACGUAAAGGACGCCAUUGUCCAUGUUGGCGGGAUGGAGUCCAUCGUGGCUGCCAUGACCUGGCACCAGGCCAGCCCCCAGGUGUGUGAGCAGAACUGUGUGGCCGUGAGCGUUCUGGCCCUGCGUAAGCCCAACAACAGCCACAUCAUCGUGGAGGGUGGCGGGGUUGUGAUAGCGCUGCAGGCCAUGAAGGCGCACCCGCAGGAGGCCGGCGUGCAGAAACAGGUUUGUAUGCUGAUCCGAAACCUGGUGUCCCGCAGCCGGGCCUUCUCGAAGCCCAUCCUGGACCUGGGGGCUGAGGCACUCAUUACAAAGGCCCAGUCGAACCACCGCAGCUGUGAGGAUGUGGCCAAGGCCGCCCUGCAGGACCUGGUUUGCCAUGUUGAGUUCCAAGAACUGUGGACUGGCCAGAGGGGCCACCUGGUGCCGUGA